UUCAAGUUUACUAUUUUUUUGAUGAUAAAUGUUGGAAGCCUUAAGAUCUCCUUUUUUUUAACCGUAAGCUCUUGUUUAACUAUCUAUUACCAGUGUGACUUAAAUUGUAAGUGAAAUUAAGAAACAAUCAAAUUGCCAUCGAAAAAGAUAAUUGACAUUUUCCAAUUUUUGGAUUGAUGAUUGGAUAAAGAUUGCCUUUGAAAGUGAAACAAGCCAUCCAGUUAUAUACAGUUUUUAUACACAUAAAGACAACCAAAGGUGUAUAUAUCUAUGUAUUUUAUGGUGUAAACAGAAGAUAACGUUUUUUGACAACACCAACCAUGGACCUUAAAUGGGAUAAAAUGUCUCCUGCUGAGUUUGAAAUGCUUCAAGAUUACAUUCAAUAUACUUCCAAAAAGUUAAGUGAUGUGAUGGUAACCGAGUUUAAAGAGGGAGGAUCAUUGUCAAAAUAUAAUCCAGAAGAGGACAUUGAUUUAGAAGGAUUUCAAAAAUUUGUCGAUAUUUACCUGGAAACUGAUACUCCAAUCGAUUUGGUUAAAAGAUUGUUCCUAUCGUUUGUUAAGAAAAAUUUAGUCGCCAAUCAAUCUGCCAAUAUAAAUCUCAAUACAAACAUCCUGAUCAAUAACUCUAAAUCAACAGGACAAACAUGUUAUCCGGAAUGCAAACUUGCCCGAAUGGCCGUCGUUACCUCAGCAGCUGCUUGUGCUCCAAUAACAGUUCAUGCAACUUCUGGUUCCCUUCCCGAGCUUACCCGUGAUUUGAUAAACAUCGAGAUUAUCCAUGAAAAUAAAGAGACAAACAACAACACACUUGGAGUGGGAGGUGGUGGGGAUGGAGGUGGCAAUGAAAAGAGUCAUUAUCCGAGCCUAGUUGAACGAUUCCAUGGACUAACAGAGAAACUUCAUAGCAUCGGUCAUUAUCAAAGUGAGAGCGGCUCUGGCUCUAGAGGACGAUCGGGUACCUGGAGUUCAUCAAUCCAUCCAAUUGUCUCUGUAACUCAAACAUUUCGUGAUCAAAAGUCAACUGGUUCAUCACCAAACCAUGGACAAAUGUCCCGUAACUCAUCGAAAAAAUCAAACACUUCAUUAUUGAUUCAUCCAGUUGAAAUUAAGCCAUUAAGAAAAGGAAGUUCCAGUAUUGAUGUUUUGUCUCUUCGAGUUCCGUUCAAAGAUGUCGUCUGUUAUCUCUCAUUGCUUGAGGCUGGUAGACCAGAGGAUAAAUUGGAGUUCAUGUUUCGUCUCUAUGAUUCUGACAGCAAUGGAUACUUGGAUAGCAAUGAAAUCGAUUCAAUUGUGGACCAAAUGAUGACCGUUGCUGAAUACCUCGGCUGGGAUGUAACUGAAUUGAAGCCUAUACUACAAGAUAUGAUGAUUGAAAUUGAUUAUGAUUCAGAUGGAGCUGUAUCACUGGAAGAAUGGAAAAGAGGCGGAUUAACAACGAUCCCUUUAUUAGUUCUUUUAGGCUUGGAUUCUCACAAUGUCAAAGAUGACGGUCAGCAUGUUUGGAGGUUGAAAAACUUCAAACGUCCAGCUUAUUGCAAUUUAUGUUUAAACAUGUUGGUUGGUUCGUUGGGAAGGAAAGGUCUUUGUUGUGUCUUCUGUAAAUACACUGUCCAUGAAAGGUGCGUCCAACGAGCUCCAGCUUCGUGCAUCAGCACUUAUGUAAAGUCCAAAAAAACUUCCCAGAUAAUGCUUCACCAUUGGACUGAAGGAAAUUGCAUUGGAAAAUGCAGCAAAUGUAAAAAGCCGAUAAAAUCGUACAACGGAAUCACAGGUCUUCACUGUAGAUGGUGUCAAAUGACGCUGCACAGCCAUUGUGCAUCCCAAGUUAAACCAGAGUGUAAUCUGGGUGAACACAGGGAUCACUUGUUGCCACCAACAAGUAUCUGUCCAAUUGUUUUGGAGCGACAGAAGAGUUUAAAUAGUGAGAGAAAUCAAAAGAAAUCAUUGUCCCGAAAUGAUUCAGAUUCCAAAUCAUCUUCUAUCAGUCCAAUUUCAUUUCAAAUAACUCCUUUAUCUGGAACUCAUCCACUUCUUAUUCUGGUUAAUCCCAAAAGUGGUGGAAGACAGGGAAUGAGAAUUUUUCGUAAAUUUCAGUAUCUUUUAAACCCAAGACAAGUUUGUAACAUUGCCAAAGGUGGUCCUGCCCAAGCUCUACAAUUUUAUAAAGAUAUUCCAAACUUCAGAGUUCUGUGUUGUGGCGGUGAUGGCACAGUUGGCUGGAUCCUUGAUUCCAUAGAUAAAAUGAGCUUGAACUCUAAUCCACCAAUGGCAAUACUUCCCUUGGGAACUGGGAAUGAUCUUGCACGCUGCCUUCGUUGGGGUCCAGGUUAUGAUAAUGAAAGUCUCAACAAGAUACUCAAAAGGGUUGAACACUCGUCGACUGUAAUGCUCGAUCGUUGGAAGAUUGACAUUUCAACUUGUGGAACAGAAACGGAAAAAGGUGAUCCCAUUCCAUGUAACAUAUUCAACAAUUAUUUUUCCAUUGGAGUGGAUGCUUCAAUUGCAAUUAAAUUUCAUUUAGAGCGUGAAAAACAUCCUGAAAAGUUCAACAGUCGCAUGAAGAACAAAAUGUGGUAAUUCUGUGCAACCUGUAAAAAUCUCCAUGAAGAUGUCGACGUUAUGUGUGAUGGUGUUUCCCUCGACCUUCGCAAUGGACCUUCACUUCAAGGUAUUGCCGUCCUUAACAUUCCAAGUAUCUAUGGAGGGUCCAACCUUUGGGGUGACAAUUUGUCUCAACGAAAUCGAAGUAAAAUUCGUAAAAAGGCAAAGAAAAAGCGUCGAAAGGAACGUGAAAAUUCGAGCAACUCUUUUUCAACGACUGACUUGUCCACUGCAAUACAAGAUAUUGGUGAUAAAAUGAUUGAAGUAAUUGGCCUUGAAAAUUGUAUGCAUGUUGGUCAAGUAAAGGCUGGAUUAAGAGCUUCUGGUCGAAGAUUGGCUCAAUGUUCAUCUGUAGUAAUAAGAACUCGAAAAAGGUUUCCAAUGCAAAUUGAUGGUGAACCAUGGAUUCAACCUCCAUGUACAAUUCAUAUCACACAUAAAAAUCAAAUGCCUAUGCUAAUGGCUCCAGCACCUGAAAAAAAGUCUCAUUUCUCAUUUUCAUGGUUCCAAAAGUGUGUAGACAAAUGAAGAGCAAAAGAGACGAACUUUUUCCAUGGAAAUCUUUCAAUUUCAAAUUCUCACUUUAACCUUAUUAAAAGCCUAAUCAUCAUUCAUUUUUCAUCCAAGUUCCAAAAGUUGAUCGCAACUCUUUCCAAAUGGAAACUGAAUUUCCAUUGAAACAAAAGUCAUGAAAAAUCAACUUUAAUGCCAUUAUCAAGCCUAAUCGCCAUAAUCGUCAAACUAAAGAAAAAGACAUUUCCAAUUGUGAUUCAAGUUUAGAUAUCAUUAACUUAAUUGUCUUCUUCCUUGUCAGUCACCUUUUUUUACUCCGUUUGUCCAUUCCAAUAGACUUGGACAAAUGUUUUACUGUUGAAACCUUGACCAUUGUUGAGGGAAAAGCUGAAAACUUGAUCCAUGAAAAAAUGGAAUUUAUGAUGAAAAGAAGAUUUUUUUUGUAUAACUUGCACUGUUAAUGAAAUAUCAUUUAUCAAGAGUAAAAUCCUUAUUGACCAAAGUAAGGUUAUUGUAUUAUAACAACAAGGUUGAAAUAAGGUUAACUUCACCAUUAACAGGAUCACAAUUAACCUGUCAAUGUUUAACCUUUAUUUUCAAGGAAUGACCAACACCUGCGCUUCCGUGCUAAAAGUGAAGGGAAAAAGUGCCAAACCAACCUUUCCAUGUAAAUCCAUCAAGAGUGCUUUUCUUGUUGCUUUUUUCCAUUUUUUCUUCCAUUUUUCUCAUCUUUUUUUCUUCUCUUCCAAAGCAACUAUUGUUGAUUUAUUGUAAAAUUGUUUCCAAUUUAACGAGAAAACGCGUGUUUCUCCUGGUUAAUACUUUUGCCAAAGUCAAGUGAGAUUCUUGUCGAAAUAUGAAAAUGGUUCAAUUAUUUCUUACACUGAAAAUAUUGUAAAUCUUGUUUUACCUUUUAACAAGUUAAUUGUAUUGAGCUGUUUCAUGGUGUAAAUAACAGCAUUUCAAGUUUGAUAAUCGACUUUUUUGGUUUUUUCUUCUUCUUAUUCUGUAAAUUAUUAUUAAUACGUUUCAAUUGAUCGAGUAUGAAACUGAAUUUGUUAAUAUUAUUGUUAUUU
Tetranychus urticae (two-spotted spider mite) is the source of this 4192-nucleotide messenger RNA. RefSeq names its product diacyl glycerol kinase 1 (gene Dgk). Gene Ontology annotation, molecular function: ATP-dependent diacylglycerol kinase activity; calcium ion binding. The record is from RefSeq and is a predicted model, not a curated record. Lineage: Eukaryota; Metazoa; Arthropoda; Arachnida; Trombidiformes; Tetranychidae. Gene Ontology annotation, biological process: phospholipase C-activating G protein-coupled receptor signaling pathway. Gene Ontology annotation, cellular component: plasma membrane.